GAAUGCAGUGUGUCGAGUAUUUUUCAAGAAAGUCAUUUGUAAAAGCGUACAUCAAUGAAGAGAAAAUGGAUUUCAUCACUGUCUUUCGACAAUUGCUUCCCGCGAACGAUUAAGAAAGUGAAAUUUACAAAAUUAUAGUAUAAUGUCUAUUAACAGUUAACAGUUGCCCUCAGAGAGGGGAGAAAAUAUAAAGACAAGUUCCGAAACAUGAAAUAGCCAGUUUUACUCCGACAAGACAAAACUGACGAUUCAUUCGAAGAAUAUAUACACGAGUUAAUAACUCGACGAUUUUUUAAUAUUUCCAUUAAACAUGCGUGUGUUAAUUGUUUUUGUUUUAACUGUAUUUGUAUUCGUAGCUUCUGUCGACGCACAGGACAUUUCGAAUCUCCUGAUGGAUAGAAAUUACGUGCAAAAGCAAAUCAAUUGUAUUUUGAAUCGAGGCCAUUGCGAUCUCAUAGGGAGAAAAAUUAAAGGACUGUUACCGGAAGCGUUGAAUAACAAUUGCCGACGCUGUACAUACCGACAGAUGGAACACGCGCGAACGUUGGUCGGAUUCAUGAAACGAAAUUAUCCCCGUGAAUGGCAUUCAAUUGUCGGAUCCUACGGUGCGAUGCAGCAUGCUUAGACGUAAUAAUUGAAAAGUACGACGAAAUAACAAUAAUCGACGUAGCUGAUCACUUCAAGCUGAUGUACUUGAAUAAAUAGUUUAGAGCCUUAACGGAUUAACUCAUAUGAAUCAAACGCUAAAUAAAAUGAUUACAAAUUGUAGUAAUCUCUAAUUUAUUUAAAUUGUUACAUUUUAAAUGAUGUAUGAAUACUUCUUUGAGCGCUUCAGGUGUCCUUCUAAAAAAUUCCUUAUUUAUUCAUUAAUCUGUAAUAGAUUAAGCAUAAUUAUUAUUAAAUGACAUAGUAACGACUCGAUAGAAGUCGAUACGUAGUAUGUAGAAGUGUAUGUAUGAAAUUUUCUUCGACUCUAAUUAAGAAUCUAUUUACAUAGUACGAAGGUUAAGGGAUAAGAUAGAAAGUUUUGAUCCUACCAGUCGGCUUUUCGCAAUAUGGUAGAAUGAUGAAGUGGGUUGAAACCGAGAUACGGUGCGCAUGCUAAUUAGUAUGAUGAUUCUAAUGUCGAAACGAAUGUACAUAGUAUAAGUAACGUACUCUAUAAGUUUUUUUUAUUAUUAAUUAUUAGGAAAUUCAACGAAGCAACCAGAGAAUUCAUGACGCGCGUUAAUAAGGAAGAAUAAUUGUUGCUUAAUAGUAAAACUGACUUUCCUGUUAUACAUCACAUUGUUCUUAUAUAAAUGUUAUAUUAAAGAACAAUACUGCGUAUGGGCACAUAAGAAUUCGUUUAACUUUAUACCAAGUAUUCGAAUAUUGAUCAAACUUCCGACCAAACAAUACGCAACCGGAAACAUUACUUAUAUAAUUUCUUCCUGAACAUAUUACCGACUGAUGUAGAUUGUAAGACCGCCAAAUACAGCUUUAACGUCGCAUUGUCACUAAUGAUAAUCCUUGAACAGAUAUGCAAAGUAAAUUCGCGAUGAUCUUUGUCUGAACACGACAGAAUAAUGAAGAAUGAUCUCUUCAUUAUUCUCGAGAGCACGUUAUUCGUGUUAUACUGUUUCUAUCGUACUUGUACUUAAUAUGCAAGACCAUUAUUGGUGGUCAGCGAAAUGCAAGGUUGUGCUUCGAUUUUCACGGAAACAUUUUGCUUUCAUAUUAGAUGCGUUUCAAGCGCACGCAUAAUUCUACGUGCACACAAGGAAAAUGAACAGAAGUUCGUCGAGUAUUAAUUUCUGCUUAAACGAACAAAACGAACACGAAGAUUUUCAGGUCACGGAUACAAUCGAGCACGCGUCAGCAAAAUUUUUGCGAGAACCAAAGUAAACUAUUUAGCGUGUUUUGAUUUUCUCAGCCUUAUGGGACAACAAAACGUAAUAUACUAAACCAUUACUCUUUAAUUAUAGAUUCAAGAUUUAUUUUAAUUCGAUAAAUAUUAAUGUUCAAAUGGGCGAUUUUCAAAUAAAUGAAAUCGAGUUCGUUGGAAUUGACGUCAGACACUCCGCGAAAUGUUCAUUAUAAGUCCACGAACGAGUUUAUUGAUAAUCUAAAGUAGCAUUCUUAGCAUUAAAGCGAAGAGAUGACAGUGACUUUUAAACUAAUCAAGAGAACCGUAGGACAACAGCGAAUAUUGUUUCCUUAUAGGAUACUUUCUAGUAAAAUAGUUCCCCACUUAUAUUAGAAAUUGUUUAUCGAACGACAUUUUCACGGAAAACGCUGAUGUAUAUAUAACGACGGCGAAGAAGAAAGUUUCGUUCGGUGGCUUCGAUACAACCAGUCGUACGAAUCGGUUGUAUCGUUUGUUAUGUUAUGUUAAUAAUGAUAUAAAAACUUGUUAAAUCGAACAGAACUUUACAAAUGUACGUGAUUAUGUGCGUGCUGUUUG
This is a messenger RNA of Hylaeus volcanicus, 2446 nucleotides long. Its product is annotated as ejaculatory bulb-specific protein 3-like. The record is from RefSeq and is a predicted model, not a curated record. The transcript has 3 exons. Lineage: Eukaryota; Metazoa; Arthropoda; Insecta; Hymenoptera; Colletidae. The coding region runs from base 311 to 625 and encodes 104 amino acids.